ACAACGUCUGCAGCAAUGAAAUGACGGUAGCCAACACAAAUAACCAGUGACUUGAACAAACAACAACAAAUAACUCAAGGCGGCCAUUUGUAGUUCGAAAUCGCAUCCGCACGCGCACCCCAGCGCUCUCUCUCCACACACACACGACUGCCAUCGACCACCAUCGUCACCCUUCGUGUCGAGAACGUUGGCGAGACGCCUUCUCCCUGAUGUAGUCGGAGUACUCCACUAUGAUGUCAGCUGACCGGUCUCGACUGCGGAGCCAGCGGUCGUAGCGGCGUUGUGCCUCUUCGGAUACUGACGGAUGGCAUGUCACAGACAGACAGACAGACACAUUCAGAUGGUCACACACACGCUCGCUCAUUGGUUGUGUGUGUGGGGUCGGGUUCUUACCGGGUUUCGGCAUUCGCCGUCCCUCCAGACGCACGACGAAUGGGUCCUUCCGGCUGAGUCCCCUGCACACACACACAUACACACAGACAGACACAUCACGGAGGGCGAGAUGAACACAGACAGGCAGCAUCCGAAAGGUGCGCGACCGGCGUGUCGGUGAGCGUGUCGGUGACCACGUAGCAGUACCUGUUUCCACAGACGUCCACGAUGCGCUGUGUGUCUUUCGCGUCUUCACAGUUCAUCAGUUCACCGCCAGAGCAGUAGACCAAAAGGAACCCCUUGACGUCGGAAAUGGUGUCGAAGGCCACGAGCAAGAGCGGG
This is a messenger RNA of Vitrella brassicaformis, 714 nucleotides long. The record is from the annotation of a GenBank genome assembly. Lineage: Eukaryota; Vitrellaceae.